GUCACGGUUCACACCGACCCCCGCAGUACGCUCUUCCGGGAUUUACCGGGCGUUACUACCAGUCUAGUCUCGGCCGCCUUUAACCCCUCCUUUGCCGCGGUCAGCCUCUUCCCACCGGGCUGACAUUUCCCUCCCCGCCACCGCUGCAUCGUUCCAUCCCAGAUGCACGUCCCAGCGAUGAAGUUAUGUACGUGGGGCGUGCUUUCAUUUCGUUAUGCCUUGUGAUUUCAGCCUGGCUUUAAAACGGCGGCAGUCGCUAGACACCCAUGCUAAAGCCUCACCCAGCGCUCCGUCUGUCUGCUUAGUGCUGCCUCUGCUCCCCCCACCCCCCAACCCCAUAUGGCAUUGUGCGGCUGAGGACUGCGUCUUCUGGGGUUCGCGGGAUCAGCGCAGAAGCAUCAGGUUGCUGAAACGUGCCUUUUUUGCUGAAGCUAACGCUGCUUGGAUUUCUGUCUAGUGCUGCCUCUCUCCUUCUUUUUUUUUUUUUUUUUUUUUUUAUUUGCCGUUGCUUGCAGGCCAAACUCAUACGGCAAUUAGUCUACAAAUGUUAGCACUCAAAAAUAAAUAAAUAUAUAUAUAAAGAUAUAACAUUUUCAUUAUUCGUCACGCCUUUGCCCACCAUUAUUCAGCAGAAGAAAGAAGGAAAAAAAAAAAAGGAAAUUUUGCCGAAGCGUUUUCACGACCGCAACUGCAAGCGUUAAGUUGAGAGCACAGAAUUGUUUUCACGGUUUGCAUAGGCUACUUAUCUACCCCCCAACUUGCAAGUCCAGAAGUGGCAUAAAGCCGACACGUUCAGACUUUGACAUUUGCACUUUUUAAAGAGCUGGCCUCUGAUUUUAGAUUUUAUUUUUAUUUUCAAUUUAUCUGAUAAAACUUCUAUUUUAUGGUUGGAUUGUCAUGUUUUAUUCGUGUCUCUAAAAAAGAUACAAAUUGACUAAAAAAAAAAAGGAAGAAGAAAAAAAAAAAUAUUUUAAAAAGAAACCUUAAGUGCUGACAAUUUAUUAUCUUUUUUUUUUAACCAAAGUGAUAAACUAGUUCUUUUAUUCAUUUUAAACUUGAAUUCCACAACCAUCCCCCCCUCCCCCUUCCCCUUGUGAUCAGAAGAAAAACGAUUGUAGUACGACGGAGGGGUUUGCUUUCGGGCCUGGACACCCUGUCUUUAACAUGGCCGUUAACGUCUCCUUGGUGCGUGACACAAAAUGGCUGACGCUGGAAGUAUGUCGGGAGUUCCAGAGAGGCACUUGUUCGAGGUCUGACGCAGAGUGCAAGUUUGCACAUCCAUCACGGAGUUGCCACGUGGAAAACGGGAGAGUGAUUGCCUGCUUUGAUUCAUUAAAGGGUCGGUGUACGAGAGAAAAUUGUAAAUAUCUGCAUCCUCCUCCGCACUUAAAAACCCAGCUAGAAAUUAAUGGACGGAAUAACCUUAUACAGCAAAAGACAGCAGCCGCAAUGCUCGCACAGCAGAUGCAGUUCAUGCUCCCUGGCACCCAGCUACAGCCAAUUACCACAUUCCCUGUGACUCCAUCGCUUGCAACAAGCCCAUCCAUGGCUUUUAGUCCCUACUUGAGUCACAUCUCCCCAGGCAUGGGUCUCGUUCCUGCAGAGCUUUUACCAAAUACUCCUGUCCUGGUUUCUGGGAACCCAGGGGUUACGGUACCUGGUGGCUCUGCUGGUCAGAAACUGGUGCGCACAGACAAACUGGAGGUUUGCAGAGAAUUCCAGCGUGGGAACUGCACCCGUGGUGAGAAUGACUGCCGCUAUGCGCAUCCGAUAGAUAUUGCCAUGAUUGACACCAAUGAGAACACUGUAACUGUUUGCAUGGAUUACAUCAAAGGCCGAUGCUCUAGGGAGAAAUGCAAGUACUUUCACCCCCCUGCACACCUGCAAGCCAAAAUAAAGGCAGCUCAGCACCAGGUGAACCAAACAGCCGCAGCUGCUAUGGCGCUGCAGCCUGGAGCACUUCAACCUUUACCAAAGAGGCCAGCACUUGAAAAAAGCAACGGGGCCACCACGAUGUUUAACCCCAGUGUUUUUCACUACCAACAGGCUCUAGCAAAUAUGCAGUUACAACAACCUGCAUUUAUCCCCACUGUACCCAUGAUGCACGGUGCUACGCCCACCACUGUGUCUGCAGCAACAACACCUGCCACCAGCGUGCCCUUCGCUGCAACAGCUACAGCCAAUCAGAUGUCCCAAUUUUCACUAGAUGAACUGAAUAACAGCAUGUAUGUAUCACAGAUCUUACCCAUAGAACAGCCAUGGAUACAUUACACAGGACUGAUACACGGGCUUUACCAUUCUACUGCAUAUAGGGGUCAACUGCCUGAUAAAAGAAAGUAGGCCAUGUUGAAAUUCUGAACAGCAGAAUUAUGGAGUAUCAGAAUUUAUCCGUGGGAAGUUACACAUGGCCUUUCUGUAAAUAUCCAUUACUGGCGUCCUCUACCACCUCGACCGUAAGCCUGCUGCAGUCUAC
Molecule: messenger RNA, 2473 nt
Organism: Bufo gargarizans (Asiatic toad)
Lineage: Eukaryota; Metazoa; Chordata; Amphibia; Anura; Bufonidae
Gene: MBNL3
Product: muscleblind like splicing regulator 3
Exons: 10
Coding region: 1165-2340 (391 amino acids)
Molecular function (GO): metal ion binding
Source: RefSeq, a predicted model, not a curated record